This is a messenger RNA of Glycine soja, 1861 nucleotides long. RefSeq names its product protein IQ-DOMAIN 1-like. The transcript is spliced from 5 exons. Gene Ontology annotation, molecular function: protein binding. Lineage: Eukaryota; Viridiplantae; Streptophyta; Magnoliopsida; Fabales; Fabaceae. The coding region runs from base 289 to 1539 and encodes 416 amino acids. The record is from RefSeq and is a predicted model, not a curated record.
AAAGAAAAUGUGUGAGUUUUGAUUUUGAUUUUUGAGUAUCAGGUUACCGUUAUGAUUUGACUUUGAUGGUCUUUUUCUUCCACCAACACAAAUUCAAAUUUCAAAACUUGCUUCUCUCUCAACCUUGCCUUAAUUAACCCCAACACAUCACAAACCACGAUCCAUACUCUCUCUUACACUAAACUAAAACGCCCCCCCCCCCAAAAAAAAACUCUCUCUUUCUCUCUUUCACAGUGCUUCACAGCAGAAGCUGCUGCCUCUCUAACCCAAAACGGUAUCUUUUCUCCGAUGGGUGCUUCGGGAAGGUGGUUUAAGUCACUUCUUCCUUUUAGAAAGACCUCAACUUCAACAACCGAUCAAGAUAAGGGUGGUGACAACAAGAGUAAGAAGAAGUGGAAGCUAUGGAGGGCUUCUUCAGAAGGGUCCAUGAAGAAAGUUGGUGGUGGUGGUGGUGGUGCUGCUGCUGCAUCUGAUUCUUCCCUUACUUAUGCGGUGGCCGUGAUGGUUCCCAAAGAUUUCAAGCUCAUCAAGCAGGAAUGGGCUGCCAUUCGCAUUCAGGCUGUGUUUCGAGCCUUCUUGGCUAGACGAGCUUUGAGGGCUUUAAGGGCAGUGGUAAGGCUACAAGCUAUUUUUAGAGGCCGGCUAGUCAGGAAGCAAGCAGCUGUUACUCUAAGAUGCAUGCAGGCUCUUGUUCGAGUUCAGGCGCGAGUGAGGGCAAGGAAUGUGAGGAAUUCUCCAGAAGGGAAAGCUGUGCAGAAAUUACUUGAUGAGCAUCGCAACCAAGCUGAUCCUUUUAAUCAAAUUGAGCAAGGAUGGUGUGAUAUUCCUGGAACUGUGGAUGAAGUUAAAGCAAAGCUACAAAUGAGGCAAGAAGGAGCCAUCAAGAGGGAUAGAGCAAUGGCAUACUCUCUCUCCACACAGCAGUCAAGACUGUGUGCUAGUCCAAACCCAAAAGCCACUAAGGCAAUGACUCCUCUCAAGAAUAACAACCUAAGCAAUAAGAGCUUAGGAUAUAGCUUGUUGGAACGCUGGAUGGAAGCCAAGCCAUGGGAGAGUCCAAUCUCAAGGAAGAGUGAAGGCCUUGUUCCUGCUUUUCAAUCAAGAAGGAAUGGUAUGACAACUAGGGUUUCUGUUAAGCCUAUUAUAACCAGUCAAUCCACUUCAUCAUCUUCGGCCAUAAGCUCUGAGUACAUGUGUGAUGAUAAUAGCCCUGUGUCAACAUCUUAUACAUCUGGAUCUCCAUCUUUGCCAUCCACCCACACUGCUUUGGUGGAAGCAACAGAGGAAAGAGAUGCUCAUCAACCAAGCUACAUGAGUCUGACAGAAUCAACUAAGGCUAAACUGAGAGCUUGCAGGAGUUCUUCACAGAAUUCAAAGAGACUUGUUAUGGAGGACAGUGUGUCUCACAGCACAACAACAGGCCUUAUGAAUGGAGAUACUAGAAGCUGUUCUGAUUCUGAUCCUUCAGUUAACUUGUGGAAGGAUUCUUGUGCAACAACUCUAAGGGCAAGUUAUCAAAAACGACAAAUUAGGAUAUGAGUUUCUGUAACAGUGGCAGAUGUUGUUUACUUUCAAUGAGUUCAACAGCUUGUUGUCCGUUGUCACCUUCACAAAUUAGGGAUGAGUUUUCUGUAACAGUGGCAGAUGUGCAAGUUAGGAUAGAGGGGCUAAUUGACAGUGUAGAUAAUAUAAGUGGUUUUGUUUUGUUUUGUGUGAAGAAUGAAAUAGCAAAAUAAGUACACUACUUCAAUCUGUAUGGUGCUUUGUGCACUAAUAUAUGCUUUAUGUAUGAAUUAUCUAAACUCUUGAGUAGAAAUCGAGCUUAAGAUGAGAUAAUAUUAUUCACUUAUUUUGGAAGCUA